AUGAUAAUGAAGAUGAAUGCGGUCUCAAAGAGAGAGAUCGAGGAGAUUUUUCUGGUGAUUCUCCUCCGAUUCCCCCCACUGAAACAAUUGAGGGAGAUUUCUGUUAUAUCCCCUGAAGUUUGUUACAGGUCUGGUUUAUGUCAUAGGAGCAGGAUCAAAAGUGCUGCAUAUCCUGCAAUGGGCACCAUAAACCAAGUGAAGCCAAUGACACAACCUUCGAAUUGGAAAUCUGUUAGAACAGUGAAAAAGGAAUCCAUGGAGAAUCUUACUGAAACCGGCUUUUGUAAUUUCCCUUUUCUUUUGUUUGGUUGUAAUAACUUUGUACGGUCUCGUAGUGAGUUGUAUACAAGUACUGUAGGUCGAAUUGCACUAGUGAACUAUGUACAAUGA
Messenger RNA from Vicia faba (fava bean), 390 nucleotides. The record is from the annotation of a GenBank genome assembly. NCBI's taxonomy places the organism in Eukaryota, Viridiplantae, Streptophyta, Magnoliopsida, Fabales, Fabaceae.